Closterium sp. Naga37s-1 is the source of this 789-nucleotide messenger RNA. The record is from the annotation of a GenBank genome assembly. Lineage: Eukaryota; Viridiplantae; Streptophyta; Zygnematophyceae; Desmidiales; Closteriaceae.
AUGUCACCGAAGGAGCUUGGGCGGGGGAACUUCGGCGUGAUUCACGUGUGCGAGAAUCUGGAAACGGGCGAGCGAUACGCGUGCAAGACAAUCACCAAGGCUAAGCUCGAGUGUUGGGAUGACGUGGACGAUGUAAAGAGGGAGGUGCAGGUUCUCGAGACUCUCAGGGGGCACCCCCAUGUCGUCUCGAUCAUCGAGACCAUUGAAGAUGAAAAGGAAGUGCACAUUAUCAUGGAGUUAUGUGAAGGAGGAGAGCUGUUCGACCGUAUCUUAGAGCGCAAGUACUACGGAGAGAGGCAGGCGGCCAAGGUGAUCCGGUCGGUGGUGGAGGUGCUGGAUUACUGCCACCAGCGGGGGAUCGUGCACCGCGACUUAAAGCCCGAGAACAUCCUGCUCGUCUCUAAGAGGAGCGACACCCGGUGCAAAGUGAUCGACUUUGGCAUGGCUUACUGCCUCAAGCCAGGUGAGCGUUGCAAGCUGCGAGCCGGAACGCCCAACUACAUCGCUCCAGAAGUCAUCGCCAAGAACUACGGAGCAGAGGCGGACGUGUGGAGCGCGGGGGUGAUCCUUUACGUGCUACUUUGCGGGUUACCCCCAUUUUGGGGGGAUACCACAGAGGACGUGUUCAAGAGCAUCCUGUGGCAGGAGCUUGAUUUUGAGACAGAGCCAUGGCCGGUUGUGAGCACUGCUGCUAAGGAUCUGGUCAGGAGGAUGCUGACGAGGAAAUUCGACCGGCGAAUCACGGUGUCGGAAAUACUGAAGCACCCAUGGAUCAAGGCACUGACAUAA